GGAAGAAAGGAGUGUGUUUGUAGAGUGAAGUGGCAGCUGCGCGUCCUGGGCCAGCUCCUCCUGUCUGCGCAUUGCCAACAGUCCGGAGACUGAGGUUUGUGUGGACAAGGCUCCACUGCUCCCAGCUGCCAGAGGAGGACCUUGAAAGAGGAAGUUUCUCUCUCUCUGGAAACAGACAAUGCCGGAGGAAUAGGGAGAAGUUCGGCAUUUAAUCGACGUCUAAAACGUCUCUCUCGGAGGGUUGAGCAGCUUUCUUCUUUCGCUAUGAGUUGUUUGGCGACAUUUCCCCUGUUAUCAGUGGGACCCCGCGUGUUUCUGGGAUGAACUGGUGGAUUUAAAGUUUACGCACAGCCCGUUUGGCCUGUUUUCGUGCGGUUCGGUUUCCUCCCGCAGCGGAGGGCACGCUCUGAAAGCGAUCCCUCUGAACAACUGCGCGUCCUGUCCUCUGACUGUCUUCAUCUGGAGUUAAUAAGACACCAAAUGUUGUGAGGAAACUACAGAACAUCACCGAAGCUCCGCUGCGGGAUCUUUGUCUUCUUCUUCUCCUUUUCCCCCCCUUUUGGGUGGGUUUGUUUUACUCGAAGGAUCCACAAUGAGGGCGUUUGUUUGUGUCAGUUUGGCUCUGAUUUAUUUGAUCACCUGGACCGAAGCCGACAAACAAACUCAUCUGAAGAGAGUGCCUCUGCGCCGACGCGUAAAGACGGGACGUGCCCAGCAGCGCGCAACCGACAAGGGGGGCUUCGUCGGGCGUCUGCGCCCGGAAUUUGGAUCCGCGAUCACUUCACAGAGCUCAACGGGUGGCGCAAACGUACAGUCUGAUGAGGGGGCCCGAGUUCCCGUCAGGACAUGGGCGUCGAAGGACAGAAGAGCGAGAGGUGGGGGGUUGUCGCCACGGAGAGGGGGCGCCGGGCAGAUCGGCUUGCCGCAGCGGUCGGACAUGCUGCAGGAUGAGGGCACUCCGGGAGCCAGGGCCAGGAUCUCCAGGAUGCCCAACAGUGCGGCGUCACCCAACCUGCUGGCCAGCUUCGCGGGGAAGAACCGGGUUCUGGUGAUCUCAGCGCCCCACGAGUCCGACGGCUACUACCGGCUCAUGAUGUCUCUGCUGAAGGCGGACGUCUACUGCGAGCUGGCCGAGAGGCAUGUCCACCAGAUCGUGAUGUUCCAUCAGGAGGGCGAGGUGGGGGGCAAGGUGAGGAGGAUCACCGCCGAGGGGAAGGUCCUGCAGGAGCCGCUGGACACGGCGCUCGUCCCCAGACUCAUGAGCUUCCUCAAACUGGAGAAGGGUAAGUUUGGAAUGGUGCUACUGAAGAAAACCCUGCAGGUGGAGGAGAAGUACCCCUACCCUGUGAGACUGGAGGCCGUGUACGAGGUCAUUGACCAGUCGCCCAUGAGGAAGGUGGAGAAGCUACGUCAGAAGGGCUUUGUCCAGAAGUGCAAAGCAGCAGGUGUGGAGGGUCAGGUGGAGGACGUCACACAGACAGCUCCUGAUCCUCCUGUAGAGAGAAAACCAAUGAAGAAGUUCCCCAGAAAGCCCACAAGGGUCUCAACCACAGCCGCUACGACCACCACCACCACCACCACCACCACACGGCCCACGACAGCACCAACACCAACCACGACCAGACCCACAACUACCACCACCACCACGACCAAAGCUACAACCAGGAGAACCACCACCACCACGAGAAGACCCACCACCACCCAGAGACAGACCAGAGCCCAGACUACAGCCGUGUGGCUCCCGCCUUCCAGAACAACAGCUGUUCCUUACGAUGACAACCACAGCGAGAGGUACCCGGCUAAAACCACCCCGACCGGAGACAACCGCACCGACAAGGACAACAGAGACUCUCAUGGCCACAAGCUGGUGCCUGUUUCACACAAACCCACCAAGACGAAGUCCGCCAAGAAGAACGAGGCAGAGAAGGUGCCACCUAAAGACUACGAGGACAACUACGAACCUGGCCAGCCGAUUCCGAGCGACCCAGAGGAGACGGAAUCUGUCCCAGAUGCCAGUCCGACCAAAAAAGUCAAAAGUAAACACGAUAAGAAGAAGAGAAAGAAUGGCAUCAAGAAACCUGACAGGAGAGGAGAGAAACCCCGGAAAGAGGAGAAGAGGAAAAAUGUAAGGAAGCUGACAAAGUACCCAGAAAAGCAGGAAUACCCGAAACCCACAAAGAAGCCAACGCCCCCUCUCAAGGGCGCCCUGGCCUCCUUCCUGGACUACUUUGAGAACAGGAGGCGGCUGCUGCUGAUCACCUCCCCCAGUGAGGAGACCAGAAUGUAUGUCCAGCAGAGGGACGAGUACCUGGAGUCGGUGUGUGAGAUGGCCAUCAGGAAAGUUUCCAUCAUCACCAUCUUUGGCUCCCUGACCAACUCCACCAUGAAGAUCGACCACUAUCAGAUAGAGAAUGACAAACCCAUGAAGGGUCUUCGUCAGGAGGACCUGGUCAACCAGGAGCUGAUCACAGAGCUGAGGAAGGAGUUCGGGAUGACGUACGAUGAGUUCUACAUGGUCCUCACCGACACCGACAUGAGAGUCAAGCAGUCCUACGAGGUCCCCAUCGCCAUGAAGGCGGUGUUUGACUACAUUGACACCUUCUCCUCCCGAAUCCGGGAGAUGGAGCAGCAGAAGAGAGAUGGAGUCGUCUGUAAGAAAGAGGACAAGCCCCGGUCGCUGGAAAACUUCCUGUCCAGGUUCAGAUGGAGACGUCGGCUGUUCAUCAUCUCCGCCCCCAGCGACGAGGAGUGGUCCUAUCAGCAGCAGCUGUACGCCCUGAGCAGCCAGGCGUGCAAUCUGGGUCUGAGGCACAUCGCCAUCCUGAAGCUGGUCGGUACGGAGCUGCCAGACAUGGGCGGAGUCCUGGAACUUUAUCCCAUCAAUGGCAGUGCUACAGUGGAGCGUGAAGGGCUCUCCGCCACCCUGGUGAAGGACAUGAGGAACUACUUCCAAAUCAGCCCAGAAUACUUCUCCAUGCUGCUUGUGGGGAAAGACGGCAACGUGAAGUCCUGGUACCCCUCGCCCAUGUGGUCCAUGGCUAUAAUCUAUGACCUGGUGGACUCCAUGCAGCUUCGCAGACAGGAGAUGGCCAUCCAGCAGUCGCUUGGCAUGCGCUGCCCUGAAGACGAGUACGGCGGAUACGGCUACCAUCAACACGGCUAUGAACACGGUUACCAGGAAGGCUAUCACCAGGGUUACGGAUAUUAAGCCGAUUAACGUCAAUUGUGUUACUGGUCCUCUUAUAUCCUUUCAUGAAGUUUUAUAGCCAUCUUACACAUGGUAGUCAGGGACGUAGUCUUUUGAAAUAUUUUGUAGCACUUAAAAGAAACUCCUGAGCUCCAUUCACGUACUCACUUCAAUCACGUACAGCACAUCGUGCCACCAGGUGCAGGCCGUGGACUUUUAUUCAGUCAGAGGUUGGAGGUUUUUUUGUAUUUGUCACUUUCCAGCAUCAAGCGUGUAUAAUCACCUACCACCUUUACUUACUUUGUCGAAGUUACAUUUUCAUAUUUUCAGUACAAAUCUUUUUUUUUUGUAGAUAAUGAGCUUGAAUAUGUAUUUAUUGGAAAUCUGUGGCAUCUAAAGUGCAAUUACCGACCUUUGUUCAAAUCUGUUACAUUAUUUCCCUUCUGUAAAGUCUACGUUGCUCUACAAUGUUCCUAUUUAUGUUAUGCUAGCAAAUAUGAUGAAUAAAAAUGUUUUUACUACUGG
Molecule: messenger RNA, 3712 nt
Organism: Xiphophorus maculatus (southern platyfish)
Lineage: Eukaryota; Metazoa; Chordata; Actinopteri; Cyprinodontiformes; Poeciliidae
Gene: ccdc80
Product: coiled-coil domain containing 80
Exons: 11
Coding region: 593-3208 (871 amino acids)
Source: RefSeq, a predicted model, not a curated record